This is a messenger RNA of Knipowitschia caucasica, 294 nucleotides long. The record is from the annotation of a GenBank genome assembly. Lineage: Eukaryota; Metazoa; Chordata; Actinopteri; Gobiiformes; Gobiidae.
AUGUGGCACAGCUCUGACCUGGAGGAGGACCAGAGUGAGUCUGAGGCACAAGAGGAGGAGGACCAGAGUGAGUCUGAGGCACAAGAGGAGGAGGACCAGAAAAGAGCUGAUGACAGCAGCUCUGACCCUUUAAUCCUCAGGACGCAGCACAGGGACAGGGGUCACAGGGACGGGGUCACAGGGACAGGGGUCACUGGGACAGGGGUCACAGGGACAGGGGUCAAAGGGACAGGGGUCACAGGGACAGGGGUCACAGGGACAGAGCCAGAAAUGUAUUCACCUGAAGAACUAUAA